This is a messenger RNA of Marasmius oreades (fairy-ring Marasmius), 1251 nucleotides long. RefSeq lists its product as uncharacterized. The coding region runs from base 1 to 1251 and encodes 416 amino acids. The record is from RefSeq and is a predicted model, not a curated record. The transcript has 4 exons. Lineage: Eukaryota; Fungi; Basidiomycota; Agaricomycetes; Agaricales; Marasmiaceae.
AUGGCGUCUGCGUCACCUCCAGAGGCAUUUGUCGACGACUCCAACACGCCUACAGUAACGGCUAUCAUCCCAGGACCACCACAACGAUCCAUUCAAGCACUCAUUAGCGAUCCACCUCCGCCUUAUCCUUCUCCCCGUCGUACUCGUCGAGUCAACAACCGCUCUCAAUCUAGCCCGAAUACUCCAGAACCGGUACAUCUACAAGUACCUUCGUCCGAAUCAGCACAUGAGCCAGUCGAGGAAACAACACCUCUGUUGGGUAGCAAUAACACUGGUACGGUUGGACGACGAAGAGGUACGAGACCAAGAUCUGGGUCUCAUACUGGAAGUGUUUUUUCGUCUGUUUCUGUGGCACCGUCGUUAUCACAGACGGUCACCUCACUGUUCCAGACGGAGUAUGAUUCAGAUUAUGGAGGCGAGGAUGCGGGUGACGAGGGAGAUAGUACGGAUGAAGCUCCUGAAGGAAGGACGAGGACACAUGAAGGACAUCAAUACACACCAUUACCGACAACAAACAACGGCCAGUUCACCGUCCAAGACGAAGACGAGGUCCAAGAAGGACAUCGUUCAAAAUCAUUGUCGUGUUGGAAAAAUCAUUGGUUCCUGUCGAAACCAUUUUGGAGACGUUAUUACCACCCCUUUACUCGGAAACCUUAUUACCAUGCCUUUAUCCACCUCGCAGUCAUCAACUUCCCCUUUGCCCUUUUGGCUUGGAUCUAUCUUUUCGUUUUCACUUUGACGGGUACAGCUCUACUCAUUACUCUUCCCAUCGGAGCACUCUUAUGCUUUCUCAACGCAAUAGGUGCUCGUACAUUUGCGCGUGGGGAGCUUUACCUCCAAACCAAAUUCCACAAACCAUCCCUCCAUCUCUACCCCGCAUUGAACUCUGACUCUCCCUAUCCUCACCCUUACCCUCUCUUCAUUCGGUUACGCCCACCAACCGCAGCAGAGAUCGAGAGCGGCCUCGCUUCGAGGGGAGAUUUACUACCCGAAAAUUCAUUCUACAGGAAUUCAUAUGCUAUGUUCGCAGAUCCAACGACAUACCAAUCCCUAUUCUACUUCCUCGUCAUCAAACCAGCUAUCACCCUCGGUUUAUCGCUUCUCAUAGUGAUCGUGUUCGUACCGAUGAUUGUUUUGGGGCUCGUCACGGGUGGGCUUACAGUGCCUCCUGCGAUGAGAGCUGUCAGGAGGUUGGGUAGGUGGCAGGCUGGGGUGGCGAUUGAUGGGUUGGUUCCGAUUCGGAGGACGUGA